AUGAAACACCUAAUUAAGACAAAGCCUGUUAUUGAACAAUCUAAGGGACUUACACCAAUCACUACACAACCGAAACCCAUUCAACGAGAAGAAGCAGAUCAGAAUGCAACUUGUCUUCCAUCUGUAUCUUUAUUGAGCAAUCAACAUUUACAAUAUGUCGACAAACCAAAAGAUACUCUUCCGUCGCUAUUACAAGUUCCGCUAAAGAAUGAUAAACCGCUUGAAAUUCUAUCGAUAAGUCAAAAGAUACUUGUUAGCACAGUCUUACCACCCAUCAAUGAUCAACAAUCAGUAAGACCACUUGACUAUAAACUACCAUCCGCGGGUUAUGCUGUUGAACAAAAAACUAAUUAUCAAUAUGAGGCCCCUCAGCCCGUUCAGCGUUGGAACACAUGGGAGGACCAGCGACCACUUGUAAGUGCACUACCUUAUGACGAGAAGAACAGUUAUUAUGAGACCGGUAAAGCAGCUAGACGCCGUCGCGCUCGGGCGAGAAAAAGACAGCGACAAAAGCUUACUCGCAUAGCCCCGAUACAGUUUAAUGUACAAGUGUAUUUCUGUGAUGCUAGUUACAAUGAUAACUAUGAAGUUGGUGUUUAUGGGUUUAUGUUUCGAAACCAAAUCGUCACUCAAAUUUACACGAAUGGGUGCGGUAGUACAAUGUGUGAAGUGUUAGCUGCCACACUUGCGUUGCAACAUGCAAACAAAUGUUACAACGGGUAUGACAAUUCAUAUUAUGUCAUAAUAUAUACUGACAAUACAACGGUCCAAUCUCUGAUAAAUACACCGAAAAUGACUGACCGUUCUAAUUAUCCAGAAUUUUUUGAAAUUAAAGAUGAGUAUAACUAUCAGCUUGAAGCACAAUGGACGCCAGGUCAUCCAAAAUGGAUUCAAAACAGUGUUCAGCGUGCAUUUGCAAAAUUAGAUCAGCAAGUUCGAUUUGACUUACGGCAAUACGUAAGAAUGUUGGAAUUUCAGUACGACUAUACGUACCAUUGA
Molecule: messenger RNA, 999 nt
Organism: Didymodactylos carnosus
Lineage: Eukaryota; Metazoa; Rotifera; Eurotatoria; Philodinida; Philodinidae
Source: the annotation of a GenBank genome assembly